CUCGCGGUCGCGAUGCGCAUGUCAAAUUUUGGAGACCGCCGUGCUUUCCCAUAAAGCCAGUGUGUAGAAUUAUGCAUGUCACCAACAUAAUUUCCUCCCUAUUUCUCUUUCGGACAAGCUACUAAUAUUCUUCUUUUUUGUUUGCAUUUUAACACUUGUAAAGUUUACAGACAAUGUCGCCACCUAAUAGCAAGUACCACAGCGACACAGGCGAUGACAGCGACACAAUGUUUUCCUCCUUUUCCACAGCGCCGGGCGCUGGCUCGCACUCGUCAGCGCCCAUAAAAAGACAAAUCACAGAUACUUCCACCAACAUCGCACCGCGAACACAAGAAACAUCGGGCUGGAAAAAAGAAGCACUCGCCACCCCACAAGGACAAGCCACAGAAACUGCAGCUACAGCACAAUUCCGCUUGGCAGGACUGCUGGCGGACGGAAUUGCCACCAUUGACCGGCGCAGCGACGCUAACUUGCGACUAUUCGACGGCUUGACCAGAUCUGGGACGCCCAUGUUUGCUCGACGGGGAGGCGCAGAAGGCCGGGGAUGGGCCGGAGAUCGUGCUUGGAAAAAAGGUGAGCGCCAAGCGCAGCGAUAUAUGGAUAUCGACUGGAAUGGCGUAAGGUACGAGACAGAAACGGUUAAACCAGAGAGCGGAACUAGUGACGAGACUCUAAUGGCCCUUGCCGGGUUCGUGCCCCUUGUCAAUGGGUGGACUGGUGACAAGCGGUCAUCUGGCGACAAUAAAUACGACAACGACGGCAACGGCAACACGGCCCGAUUUAGGAGCAUGGAUGGCAUGGCCAAGCCGGCUGCAUCGGUAGACGAGCAGCGGCCCCGGUCUUUAGAGUUUAGUGAGUUUGCUAAUGGCGCCUUGCAGGUGAAGCUACGGGAAUGUGAGCAGCGAAUAAAGGCCAAUGUCCACGAUGAGGAUGCCUGGCUGGCGCUUGUCGCGCUGCAGGAGGACAUGGCGUUGUCAUCCUUUUCGGAAAGUUCGCGGCACAAGGCCAAAAGGAUGGUUGCCGAGACAAAGAUCGAAGUGUACCGGCGCGCUCUAGGAUCUGUGCAAUUGGUGCUCGGGUACUUGGAUCAGUGCAAAGAGCUGAUGAACGAUGAUGAAAUCAUGGCUGAGUGGGACAGGGCAGUUGACAGGGCGUCCAACGAACCUGCCAUUAUUAUACACUAUGUUCGAGCCUGCCAGACCACGGCAUCGCGCUUUUCGCGUGUGGUGCGAAUGCUACGCGGCCGGAUGGGCGACGUGCCGCGGAGAUUAGAAUUAUCAGUGCUGAUUUUUGAUCUCAUCCAUGGGGCCUGUCUUAUGUUUCGCGAGGCUGGCUACUUUGAACGCGCUGUGGCCGUUUACCAAGCAGUCGUUGAGUGGUACUUGUUGACGCCCAGCCGACUUUGGUCAGCACCAUUUAGUCACAGACUCAGCGCAUUUGAGUCAUUCUGGGACAGUGGUGUUGCUCGCAUCGGCUCAGACAGUGCCACGGGGGGUUUUCCCAUAGCGGGCCAAUGCAGUGACAGUUCGCUGGACGCCUGGUGUGCGGCCGACAAGCAAUGCUCGAAUAAGAGCAGCACUUGUAUUCCGCUUUUGGUGCCAAUAGCAUUGCUGGAUGAAUCGAUGAUUUCGGAGCUGGAUCCGUUUUCAGUAACCAUAUUCGAGGAUGUGGAGCCCUUUCUGGUUGAUAUUCCGUGGGACGGCGCGGCAGCUCGGUCGCUAAUCGACAGGCUUAUGCAGUUUCUCGGAAUUGUCGGGCCGCAGUCGUUUGUGUUUUCCAAAAUUGGCCUUACUACAAGCGACAUACCAUGGACUAGUGUUGGGUGUGGGGGCGAUGUGUUUACCGCGGCGCAAGGUCUGGCUAUGUGGCCGUCUUCCAGAUCAGAUUCCGGCCCUCCAGCUGAUCUAAGCAGUACCCAUGGCCAGCGGUUUCCAUUUGUUUCGGUGCCCACAACAGCAGACACGGUGGACAUAUCGCUGCCAUACAUCUAUGCGUGUAUGUGGUUGCGUCCGACAAAUGCUCUUUACGGCGAUAUGUUUGAGCACGCAGUCACAUUAUUUCUUCAACAAUCAGCAACUCAGCAGCGAUUGGACCUUCACAUGCAGAAAAUGCUGGCGUGUUUGGCAUUAUGGAAUGCUUUUGCCAAAAUGCACGCUCGAUAUGGUUUCUGGGAUGAGGCACGGAAGAUCUGGGCAGCUACACUGGCCUCUAAGUUUAGGAUUCCUGAAAGCGAGAGGUCGUGGCUUAUCGUAGUUUGCAAAUCAUGGGCGCUCAUGGAGGCCAAGCACGGGCGCGGCCUUUCCAUGUGCGUGAAGAUUCUGGGAUGCUCGACAGCUGCUGAGUACCAGUCACUUGCAGAACCACAAACGGCUCAGGAUUCAUCGGCCAAUUUAUUUGCAGGCCUGGCCAAAGAUGAUGACCAGUGCAGUCUGUUACCAGAGGACAUUUUGCGCGCAAAGGCCGCAGUUGCUGUGGUGAAAAGCGGGGCUAGCUGCGGAAUCCCGGCGGACGAAAUCAGGCAUGCAGUGCUUGCGAUUGACUUGUGGUUGAUGUAUGCAGCUAAGCGCGACUGUAGUGCUGCCGACGCUGUGUACAGUGACUUUAUUGCCACUACCCGCUCGCUUCCACUUGCGCAAUUGCCUCGAGUAGAAGGAGCGGAUGGCCAUGCGCUUGAUGGCAGUGACGUAGAACUGGCCACAAUGGAGAUAUGCACCAUUCACCUGUUCCACGCAUUGUCAUUUAAGGUGCACCGGGCAGCCGAUCUACGCAAUCGCCUCCAAGAGGCCCUGGACCAGUUCCCACACAAUACGGUGUUCUGGGAGAUGUUUAUCGCUUCAGAGGCGCGCACAAAAAUAGUCAACCGUGUCCACCGCCAAGUCAACUCUGCCGCUGACCAGCAUCGUACACCUGACUUAUACAUGAUGGCGGUGUAUUCCGAGCUGAAACAAAUGACCAACGUUAAUUCGGCACGCUGGGCGCUGCGCAAGGCCACGCGCAAUGGUGAGUGCGCUUCCGUGCUGGCGUGGGCUAUCUACGUGACGCAGAGAUCGAUUAAGCGGGCCAAGCGGGUAUUGCUGGCUGCGCUGCGCAUGUGCCCAUGGGCCAACCCCUGUAUUGGCCCGCUUUCUGCAGCAUUUACUUCUGAAGAAAAGAUGGCCUUGAUUCGAGCGAUGGUCACAGCUGGGCUGCGAUUCCACGCUGAUUGCGGUUGUAUUUAGAAUAAAUUUAAUAUAAUUAAAAACUUGUAUUUUUCGAUUGUUG
Messenger RNA from Kickxella alabastrina, 3261 nucleotides. Its product is annotated as NRDE-2, necessary for RNA interference-domain-containing protein. NCBI's taxonomy places the organism in Eukaryota, Fungi, Kickxellomycota, Kickxellomycetes, Kickxellales, Kickxellaceae. The record is from RefSeq and is a predicted model, not a curated record. The coding region runs from base 174 to 3218 and encodes 1014 amino acids. The transcript has 10 exons. Gene Ontology annotation, biological process: regulatory ncRNA-mediated post-transcriptional gene silencing; negative regulation of RNA catabolic process. Gene Ontology annotation, cellular component: catalytic step 2 spliceosome.